Molecule: messenger RNA, 2775 nt
Organism: Eimeria maxima
Lineage: Eukaryota; Apicomplexa; Conoidasida; Eucoccidiorida; Eimeriidae
Exons: 7
Coding region: 1-2775 (924 amino acids)
Biological process (GO): mRNA splicing, via spliceosome
Cellular component (GO): U2-type catalytic step 1 spliceosome
Source: RefSeq, a predicted model, not a curated record
AUGGCGGACCGGAAGGUUCUUGUGAAAUAUUACCCGCCUGAUUUCGAUUUCGACAAAUUACAGGCCAAAAAGAAAGUCCUUCGAAUUCAACAACAGCAGCUGAAAAGACGCAGAGGAGAUGUCUUCGAUCCGCCGCAGAAAAAACACAAAAACAAAGUUAUGAAUGUCCGCAUGAUGUACCCUUUCACGCUCAGAUGCGGAACUUGCAAUGAGUAUAUAUAUGUCGGCACCAAAUUCAACUCCAGAGUCGAGAAAGUUGAGGGGGAAGAUUAUUUAGGAAUAAUCAAGUGGCGGUUCUACGGACGCUGUCCGCAGUGCCGAGCUGAUAUUUGCUUCAAAACUGAUCCGCAGAAUUGCGACUACGUCUUAGAGUGGGGCGGCACCAGGAUGUGUGACCCAUUGCGUGAUCAGGCGUUAGCUGAGGAGCGUAUGCAGAAAGAAGAGGAGGAGAAGCUGGCAACCGACCGCAUUUCUCAGGUGGAGGCCUCGCGUCAGGGCCUGCAACAGGAGAUACUGGCGCUUGAGCAGCUGGCGGAACUGCGCCGCCUCAACCGCCGUCUGCUGGACAAAACAGCGGCUUCAGACGCAGCAUUGGCUUUUCUUAAGGAGCGACGCAUCAACGAAGGCGCAGAGGGGGCGGAAACUACGCAAGAGUGGACGGAAGUUGAAAAGGAUGAACUACGUUACUUUAAAGCGGCCAGGGAAUUCGACUCCGAUCCUCAAUCUUCAGAAGAGGAAAUCGAAGAAAGGAAGGAUCACCAGGCUGCCGAGGCAGACGUUUCGGAACCAGCGAACAGCACAACCGGCACCUCAUCUACAAGUAGCAGUAGUAGUAGUAGUAGUAGCAGCACCAGCAGUAAUAGCAGCAGCAGCGGCGGCGGCCUUGUGGAUAGACGAGCGAGCAUCAGCAGUUCGUGCACAACAAGCACGAAUCUAUCCGCGAACAGCGUUGGGGAUGGGGGACGCAGUGGUUCUUCUCGGGGGGGAUCUUCGCUUGGCGGCUUGAAUUCGCUUGAUGGCACAAGCAAAGUUUUGGAUUUUGGUCUGGGAGUGCGCGUUGCAGCACCGAAGCUGCUGGUUGUUAAGAAGCCGCAGCCUGAGCUCUCAGGGGACUGCUCAUCGCUUUUAGGGGACUACAACUCCUCCAGCGCCGCCGCUGCCGCCGCUGCUGCUGCUCCAGACUACCGUUGCAGUGUCUUCACGUCGCAGCAGCGGCAGCAGCUGCUGCUGCACCCGUUGGAGCACCAGCAUGUGAUUCUAGCACCUCCAUUCUUGCUGCAGAGCCUCUGCACGGGUGCAGAGGCACGGCUAGCCCCGCGGAGGGCACCCUUGAAGACCCCCCCGGCGAAGCAUGCGCACCAACGCCAGGAGCUGCUGCGGCUGCCGCUUUCUUCUCCUUCUCAACUCCGUCUUCUGCAGCGUCUCGAUGAUUCUCAAGGCGACAAGGGUGCUUCAACACCAGCAGCACCAGCCGUCGCAGCAGCGCAUAACAGGCCGUGCUUUGUCCUCUUCAACGGAGACGCAUCGGGACUCGACCCUGAAAUUCUUCUACACCCUCACGAGGCAGCAAAAACAGCAGCAGCAAACGCUUCAGGAAUUGCACAAUCGGCUUUCCGCGUUUUUUCUUUCUGGCAUCACACAGGGGGCCCGCAUCCAGGACAGCAGACCCCCGAGUCUUCUCCCGCCCCUCACGCCUCUGGCGAGCUCACUGAGCACAGUCAAACACCAACCAAAACAGCAACGGUAGCAGCAGCUGAGAAAGCACCCAUAGCAGCAGAUGAGAAAGAACCCAUCGUGCUUCACCUGCCUGCGGUACCGGGGGGCUGGAACCGCCAAACAGACGCCGAAGCCCUGGAGAGGACAGCAAUAGCAGGAGCGGCUGCUGCAUGCGGCGAUCUGCUGCUGCUGCCGCUCUCCCUAGGGGACCUGGAGGGCCCGAGGUCGUUGCUGCCGCAGCAGCAGCCUCUGCCUCUCCUCUUCAACGCACUGCAACUUCAGCUGCAACUGCGCACAUUGCAGCAGCAGAAGCAACAACAAAAGGGUCUACCUGCCACAUCUCUGUCUAUCGCAGCAGCAGCAAAUAGGACGAAGCCUCUAGUGUUGCUGCUCAGCGACCCCUUUCACAUCGACCACACACCCCAGAGAAUGUCAAAUGAAGACACAGCCAUACCACCAACAGCAGCAACGGCAGACGCAGCACUGGAGGCUCUCCGUGUCGCCGCAGCCCAUGCAGCCCUGCGCUUAUUGGAGACAGAAUGGAGAGCAGCCGCGCGCGAGUUGGGGGUGGACGAACCAGCUAACCAUCAUAAUCAUCAACAACUUCCUGCUGAGGGCAUGCCGGCAUUGCGCUCCCUGUUUUCUGUGCAUGUCGUGUUCUUACCAAGACUAAAGACGGCUCAUGGUCCCUCUCGGCCGUCUUUGGCCGCGCUGACACCGGAGGGCAAAACAAAUCUGCAGCUGCAGCUGAACUCGUUGCUGGCAUUACACCGUGCGAGGGAAGCAUUGCGGCCAAAGGAAACGGACCAGUCUCAGCAUCGGCAGCAGCAGCAGGGGGAGGCUGGUCGAGAGGGAGCAGGAGGCAGCAGCAACAGCGCACUGCCACUUUUUGAAGAAGCUACUGCAGCAUGUCGGGCAAUGCUUGCUGCUCCUGAGGUCUCCUCCUCUUCUCCUGUGCUUGAAGAGACCCCUGGAGCAGCAGCACAAGGACCACUCACCGCUUCUGCUGCACUGGAGUUCGACGCUGAAAUGUACAGGAGAGAACUCCUCGCCAAGUAA